UGAUCAGAUGCCUUGAGCCCUUGUACCACGUGCAGAGGCGCUCAGCCAUCUAAUUUCCGCCUGCUUGAUCUCCAUAGCCGUUUGCUGCCGCGGCGCCAGAGAAGAUCAUGAGCCCCAAUCGGGCUAGGAUCCAGGAACGAGAGGCGCCAGAGGACAGGGUCUAUGCACUUCGACGACGUCCCAAUGGCAGACGUCGCUCGCCUCCCCCACAGGCUGCUAUCCCUUCGAUCGACCCAGAUGACGAUCUCUUCGUCCGCCCAUGAGUGCCCAUGUGUGAGUUGGUCCUUCUCUUGUCGCAGCGAUGCCGCCGUAAGGACGUGGAGGCUCGGUUGGAGGGACGCUCGGCUCGAGGGACGCUCGCACGCAGACGGGGCGUGUUUGAGCCUGCCCUCCCGCUGUGGUGUCAUGGCCGAGCUUAUCUGGACGUCGGUUAAUGCAACCUGCGGUGCCUGAGAGUCUGCUGACGUUUGUGCCUGCCACAGCUGCUUCGCACUCACAUGCGCAAGCUCCGCCAGCACGACAAGCUCCUUCACGCGAGCCGAGUGUGACCCGCGGUCGCAUUGCAUCCCGCACCAGGGCGCCCGGCCUGGCUUUUCCCAGUAGCAGCAGCAACUCGAGCCCCGACGCCCUUGAGCGCACCCUGGAGCGCCGGCCCUCGCAGUCGUACGCCCACAACCGCAACACGUCCAUUGUGCAUGGCGUCCAGCACUCACGCAGCACGAGCUACGUAAACUCGCCGGCCACCAGCCCCCUCAGCGAGACGGCCCAGGUUAUUGCCGGCCUCGAUGGAGCCAUCAUGUCGCAGGACACCAUAACCGCCGCCUUCUCGGCCCACGGCGUACCGGCCGCCUCGAGUACCACGACUGGCUUCGCCACCGCCGGCCUGCCUCUGCCGCUGGGCGACGCCGGCAGUGCACAGCGCAAGCCCGAGCGUGCGCCCAGCAGGUCCUCUCGCAAGGGCCAUGUGCACCACCGCUCCCAGUCGCGCCACCACCAGCACUCCCAUGAGCUGAAGACAGUCGGCGAAUACGCCCUGCACCACCUCUUCAACUCGUUCAUCAGUCAGGCCGACCAGAAGAUCAUACAGUGCAUGACCACGGACCGCAACCAGCCAGAGGCCGAAGUGCAGUGCAUCUGUGGCCCUGGCGUGGACCCCAACUUCGACCAGCUCAUAGCGGCUCUUGGUCACAUUGCGCGCCACAAGCCCAAGCCUCUCAUAGACACCAUCAUGCUGUGGCGCAAGGCGAAGAGCGAAGAGGCUUCGAAGUUGCGUACACAGCUGCAAACUGCUAAACAAGCAAAUGGGCCCGCCCACACUCACUUGCCUCGCCGAAACACAGAGACGAGUCAGAACUUGCCCGAGAGUAUGUCGACAACUUCAAUAGCUGCGGGUGCUGAGCAACUUCUUGCCCUGCAGGACACCGUGACACUGGCCGAGCAACGCUCAACCGUGUCAACGUACAUUCUCUGCCGAGUGCUCAUUGAGAUCAUGGGCCAGACAGACAUCCAGAACCUGACUUUCGACAUGGCCGAUCGUCUACUUGGUCUGUUUUACGGGCAGCUGAAUACCAUAGAUCCCGAGGUGGUCGAAUUUUCCAACCUGAGCAGAGCAAAUCUUGCCAUUUUCAGCCAGCUACUCGGUGUCCUCAGUGAACUUAUAUUCGAUCCAGUCCAGGAAAAGUUCAUCGCGGACCUCAAGAUAAUCGACACUCAGCUAUCUGUCAAAGGCCAGUAUACACGAGACAUCGAGAACAAGGGUGCUCAACUCAUCCGAGCUCUGCGCUAUUUGAAGGUCAAGACAUACCCCGAGGAAGCAUGGGAACGCACAUGCAGCUUCAUGCUAUCCCUUGCGAAGCUAUUCGUUAGCGCACAUGGUCACCCCAUGAAGUACGCCUUCUGCCAGGUGUUGAGAGAGCUACUGCUGCGGAUUGCGUCAAAAGCCACCGUAGAACUCAGCUCACCAAGAUGGAAGCCGGUGGUCGACAUGAUGAGGCAGCGGGCUGCCGUGUUACUUGGCAAACCGAAACACUGGCAUGAGGCUUUCCCCUUGAUGACCGCACUGUUGUGCGUUUCGCCGACGGAAACCUUUAUAGCACAGUGGUCCGCGCUCGCACUAUCAACACAGCCACGACUGAAAGAGCGCGUCACUCGACCUAUCGUUCUCCGCGGCAUAUGCCAGUUGGUAUGGACAUAUCUCUACAGGAAAGGCCCCGAUUCUCCGUCCACUGCUGUGCGCAAACUCGAAGACAUCAUUCGGAUGAUAUUUCAACCUGGUCGGCGAUCAUACCUCUCAACCGAGUCCGCCAUCGCUGAGCCUCUCAUUCAGCUGACAAGAAUCAUCGGUUACAAGUACCAAGAUCUCUGCUUCAAGACGAUCAUCUUCCCUUUGCUCAAUGCCGAGAUGUUCACUUCCGGGCGGGAACUUCGUGUCGAGAAUCUAGAGCCUGAUCGAAUGGUGCUAGGCAUCCGCUCGUUUCUGGCGAUAAUGGCAGACUUGGAGAACUCCGUACAGCCACCUUUUCCCAUCUCGUUCGAUUACGACCCCAAUUCGAUACUUCCUGAAUUGCCAGCCGUUCCAGUCAGCCCACGACCCCUGCAACAUCUACCUAUCAAAUCGUCACUUCUGAAGGAAGAGCGAUUGUCACGACCUGUCAACUUCAAUGGUUUCGCCGAAGUGGCAAAAGACUCGUACGUGCGGUUUUGCAAGAUAUUGGGUGAGAUCACGAUCAUAUGCGACAACGCGUUUGGUGGGCAGGCAGUUCUCGACGAGAAGUUCUCACUCCAUACACCGAAAACGCCGAUGGCAGAGGCGUUCAGCUUCAGCCGGCGCGAGGACCAUCAAGGUUCUGUUGAUCCCAGACAAGGGUUCUACGACCUUCUGCACGUUGCCGUGCAAGCUCUACCACGAUGUCUGUCUCCUCAUAUCCCUUUCAAUUCUCUUGUCAACUUGUUGUGUACUGGCACUGCACAUGUCCAAAGCAAUAUUGCCGUGUCUUCGGCUCAGUCCCUGAAGUCCAUUGCACGCCAAUCUCACGCACAGCAAGUCACGAUCGGUUUCGCUCGCUUCAUAUUUAAUUUCGAUGAUCGUUAUGCUACGAUGUCAGACGGUGGUAUGCUCGGUGCAGGGCACAUUGAGAGCACGCUGAAACUUUACGUUGAGUUACUUCAGAUCUGGAUCGAAGAGAUCAAACAUAAGGUCCGCAAGACGGCGCUCGACACGCCUGAAGAGGGCGCUGGCAGCCGAGCGGCGCUCCUCGAUCUUUCAUCGAUUUGGACACAUGUCGAGGAAGUUGAGUCACACGGCCUAUUCUUUCUCUGUUCACCUUCGCGACGUGUACGAUCUUACGCCGUCACCGUGUUACGCCUUAUCACCGAGUUCGAUACGGCACUGGGCGCCACCAACACACGCGUAAUACGCGUCAUGGAAGGCAGUUCUCAAAGGGUCAUGGACAUCAGCGACGAGAAACUAUCGCUAGCCGAGCGAAGUCGUCUUCAGCGUGGUAUGCGCAAGAGCAACGUCCAAAGCACAUUGGUGGAACUGUGCAGCAGCGACGUGCCUUAUGAUUCUACACUUUGGUUCAAGAUUUUCCCUAACCUCGUGCGGAUCAGCUUUGAAGUUUGUCCGUUUGCCGUCACCCUGACUCGCGACAUCGUUUGCGCGCGACUCACGCAGAUGCAUCGAACCUUGCUCAGCAUUGGCGACGGGCCUCGUGCUACCCCAUACUCGCCUUUUGAGCCAGGUAGCAUAAGCAGAGUCACGAAUCGUCUGGCUUCAACUUCACCGGAAAUUGUCAUUGAACAGUGGAAGCUUUAUCUAAUCUUCGCUUUCACCACUUUGACAAAUCCUGGGCCAGGUAGCACGCUCAUACCAAGCCAAAUGUCACAACACUCACGAAAAAGCUCGAAGUCUUCACAGAAGAGCACGAAUAAAUUGCACACCGCCAGCGAGCUUUUUGCAAAAGUCUUACCCGCAUUAUCGGUCGACAAUAGUGCCGUGCGUGAGGCUGCCGUGAUAGGUCUCGGCUCCAUCAACAUCAAUCUUUAUCGAACGCUUCUGGAAUCGCUUCAAGGUAUUGUUGCUGCAUGUGCCGAAGAAGCAAAGACAAGACUAGGAUCGCAUACACGGACCUUGAGCAGCCCACGAAGGAACAGACGCACUGAUCACCUCCGAACCGAGAUCACGCAUGUGUACAAGCUUUCAUCUCAAUUCUUGCGACUUCCAGAAGCAUACAACGACGAGUGGAUUGUCAACAAUCUCGUCAACUACACAAAGGAUCUAAGGAUCUUUCUCAGCGAUGCUGAAGUCCAGAAUGAGUGGGGAUUUCAGAAGCUGCGUACCCAUUAUUGUGGGCUUGUAGAAGUAUUGUUUGAAGGCAUCAACCGCACGGAUGACCCACUUCAAUGGAUGCCGUUCCAAGCUCGCAAGGCCGCGUUCACGCUCAUGGAGGACUGGUGCGGCUACUCCGCGAACCAACAGCAAAUUCGCCAGCGAGAGGAGAACAUGCGCAGAUCCAUGCUAGAUCGAGAGGCCGAUUUGGGCAACAAGGGCAUUGCAACGGCAGCUAUGGAGAUCGAGAAACGUGAUCUGCGUACAGCAGCGCUAAGUGCCAUGGCUGCUUUGUGUGGCGGUCCAGUCAGCAUCACAACUGAUAGUAAGGUCUUGAUGCAAUUUGAUGUCCGCCGAAUGCUGUCAUGGAUUGACAGCAUAUUCGAAACUCCCAGUGAUCGUACGCAUGCGAUCGGUCGACGAGCACUCACGAACCUGAUCAUCCACAAUCGCGAACACCCCUACCUCUUGGAUCGCGCCAUUGAAAUGUGUUAUCUUUCCAAGUCCUCCAAAUCCUUGGAUAGCUAUUUCGAAGUCGUCACGCAGGUACUCACACAACGAGAAGAUUACACACUGCCUUUUUGGAAGGUACUGAGUGCGGGUCUGUACACACUUGGCCACGAGAACAGCGGGAUUCGCAUCAAGUCGUCUCGUUUACUAAGAGCGUUGGAGGGACGAGAACAGAAGAACUCCAAACUCCAAGAUCUCGACAUCAGCAUCUCCGACAAGACGAUUGCCGUGUACAAGCUAGCCCAGUUUGAAACUUCUCGGCGACUCGCAAAGCAACAUUCUGAGCUUGCUUUCCUAGUAUUCUCACAGUUUUCGUACUACUUCAAGGAGCUGCAGCCAGACCAUCAGCGAAAUAUGGUCGCGGCAAUGCUACCUUGGAUCCAAACCAUCGAGUUGCAAGUGCAGCCGGGCGGUGAUCCUACAGCAAACUCGUACAUGCUGCUCGUCAAUCUUUUCGAAAUCACUGUUCGCUCGGGAAACGCACUACACAACGAAAUCCAAGCACUUUGGCAAGCCUUGGCCACUGGGCCAUAUGGAGGCAAUGUACAGCUGAUCCUUGAUUUCAUCAUCAACCUCUGCCUGGACAAACGAGAACAGAAUUACGUCGAUGUCUCUAAACAAAUCGUUGUUCACUUAUCGAGCACUCCGGCUGGACAAAAGGUGGUCGAAUUUCUACUCCUUCAGAUCAACCCACGUUCAUUAGUGAGUGAAAAGCGCGAACCAUUACCGCCACCAGCAGAUGCUGUCAACUUGCCAUAUCUCGCGGACCUCAGCGCUUUACUCCCGAGCAGCAAUAAGCAGUCUGGAUUUGCUCUUGGGCAAGUUUGUUUGAUAUUACUCGUUGAUCUCAUGGUCUCUCCCGUUGAGCUCGCGAGCGAACACGUGCCUCUGCUACUUCAAGUCGUCCUUGUUCUCUGGGAUCAUUACACGCCCGUGGUCCAGGAUCAAGCACGAGAGAUGCUCGUACAUCUCAUCCACGAACUAGUUAUAUCCAGGAUUGAAGACGACGCCCUCGGCAUCGACAAGCGUGCUAUUGAAGACUUUGUCGAAAAUAUACGCCAACAUGAUGCUAAAGUCGUGUGGAACUACGACGACAAGAACAGCAAGGAGGCAGAAGACUCUAGUACCAAGGUACCGGAGUCCAUGGAGUACGUUUCCGGCGAAGUUUUGAAGCUCUUCAGCCUUGCCUACCCCGGUCUUAGGGAGGCGUGGGGAAGGGUGGCACUCAACUGGGCUACGUCUUGUCCCGUCCGACAUCUUGCGUGUCGAUCAUUUCAACUUUUCCGAUGCAUACUGAGCUCUCUGGAUCAGCAGAUGCUCUCCGACAUGCUAGCCAGGCUCUCCAACACCAUCUCGGACGAAGAAAGUGACAUCCAGACCUUUUCUAUGGAGAUCUUGACAACCCUACGCGCCAUCAUCGAAGCCCUAGCCCCGGAAGACCUCGUGCAAUACCCGCAGCUCUUCUGGACAACCUGUGCCUGUCUUGAUACCAUACACGAAGGCGAAUUCAUGGAGAGCUUGUUAAUGCUGGACAAGUUUCUUGACAAAUUAGAUCUCGGCGACCCUACUAUCUUACAGAUACUUGAGGACAGUUGCCCCGACAGAUGGGAGGGUAACUUCGAGGGGUUAGCACAGCUCACCUUCAAGGGCAUACGAUCGAGCACUUGUUUGGAUCGUUCAUUACGGAUUCUCGGUAGGCUGGUCGUUCUCCCUUCAAGUCGGAUCGUUGGAGAUGACACGCGACUCGUCUACACCAUCCUCGCCAAUUUGCCGAGAUUCAUACGUUCUUUCGAGACAAUCAAACGGGACCCUGGUGUCAAAGCAACUGCCGAGCUUCUGGCUCGUGUUGCCGAAGAGCAAUAUCAGUGCACACCACUGGCUGAUGCGCUUACCUCCUUCGCACUGAAGAGAUUUCGUCAAGAAACAGAUUUUCUGUCGCAAACCUUGUCAGCCCUUCGAUCAGCCUACUUCCCGGACCUUGAGCUUGGCAGCCUGAUCUUUAUGCUCGGUUUGCUCACGAACAAGAUAGACUGGAUGAAGAUCAACACUAUGGAGGUACUGUGUAUCAUGAUACCAGAAAUCGAAAUGCGCAAACCAGAGAUAGCUUCGAAGGGGCCUGACCUCGUCUCACCAUUGUUGCGAUUAUUGCAGACCGAGUUCUGUCCGCAAGCGCUGCGAGUACUGGACUUCGUCAUCAAUCUGAACAUGACCAACGCACCAACACCUUUUGAGAAGCAGCAUAUCCGCAUGAGCAUGGCCGGGUCACACUCAACCAGAGGUUACAAGAAGCAGUUCGAGAAAACCCAGUCGUUGUACGGCAUUCCCGAUGAGAGCGGAUGGUCGAUACCAAUGCCUGCUCAUCACUCGCAUCUGACAAGGGCGAAUGUGCACGCCGUAUUCUAUACGUGUGGUAACCUGGAAGGCGCCGAUGCUCCUGAAACAGCAACUCCAAAGAUUGAGUUCCGUGCGGACGAAUUUCCGUUCAGCCCGUUGUCAGACUACCGGACAGCAACCAUGACUUCCGAAGACAUACGUGGUGACGGCCACAUCGGCGAUCUCGUUAUGAAGCUAGAUAGUCUCGACGACUUCUUUGAUGAUGACGACGAUGACGACGACGAUAACGAGACACUCACAGAUCUGCCCAACUUCACGUCAAGUCAUUACUCACCCAAUGGUGCAUAUGCAAAUGGGGCACUGAAUACACGGGAGAACCUGUACGACCAACAAACUGCACCAAUACUGCUGAAGUCAUUGACACGCAACGCUAGCGUUACGUCUUUCCAGUCAGGCUUUAGCACCGAUCACGUCAAGCUGUCACCUGCACGGGUUCCCGGCGUUAUGACCCCAGGGGCUUUUAGCUCCUUCAAUUCGACACCGGCUUCCUCGGGGCCUACAAGUGCUCCGCGCCCUGGUCUUCACGCCCGGUCAGUCACCUCGCCAUCUGCGCCAAAUCAGAGUCAGCGACUCUCUCCCUCCCUCUCCACGACUACACUCGAUGAGAUCGGCGAAUCUUUCUCAGACGACGACAUUCGCCUGACAAGUACCGACCGUACAUUCAGCUUGGAGAACAUGCCAAAACCUGCUCCACCGGAAACGCGAAGCAGAUUCCGUAGUGGUAUGAGACGACUCACUGGUGGUGGUGGAGAUGGGAAGGAAGGUGCAAAAACAAGAGAAGCAUUCAAGCAAGCGCUGCAGAAGAGUCCGCAGGUUCCCAAAGUGCCAGAUAUCUACCUGCACAAUCCGAAAACUUCGGACUUAUAGCAACGACUGAGCUUCCUUGGAUUGAACUAGUUCAUCCAGGAAGCUCAUACUCGAGAUGAUUCUAAGACGGUUGGAUGGGAUAGCCGACACGACUAGGAUAACGAGAGAAAGGUUGGGAGGAGUGAGGGGGAGGUAAUUGAGAAGGUGGCUGAUGUGAUGGUUGUUAUUUUGCGUCAAGAUACCAGAUUGCUUCAGAGAAGCUAGGCAAUGUAUAAUUCUUCGAAAUCUGU
Messenger RNA from Boeremia exigua, 8328 nucleotides. Its product is annotated as cell morphogenesis protein-like protein. NCBI's taxonomy places the organism in Eukaryota, Fungi, Ascomycota, Dothideomycetes, Pleosporales, Didymellaceae. The record is from RefSeq and is a predicted model, not a curated record. The transcript is spliced from 3 exons. Bases 434 to 8098 code for a protein of 2554 amino acids. Gene Ontology annotation, biological process: cell morphogenesis. Gene Ontology annotation, cellular component: site of polarized growth; cell cortex.